Molecule: messenger RNA, 4275 nt
Organism: Oenanthe melanoleuca
Lineage: Eukaryota; Metazoa; Chordata; Aves; Passeriformes; Muscicapidae
Gene: GPD1L
Product: glycerol-3-phosphate dehydrogenase 1 like
Exons: 8
Coding region: 458-1396 (312 amino acids)
Biological process (GO): glycerol-3-phosphate catabolic process; carbohydrate metabolic process
Cellular component (GO): glycerol-3-phosphate dehydrogenase (FAD) complex; cytosol
Molecular function (GO): NAD binding; protein homodimerization activity; glycerol-3-phosphate dehydrogenase [NAD(P)+] activity
Source: RefSeq, a predicted model, not a curated record
CCCCCGGCAGGGCAGGCAGCUCGGCGGCCGCCGCCGCCCGGCCUUCCCGGAGGCUGUGCUCGCCCGGGCCUUGCUGUCGGUUCCCGCCGGGCGCCGUGGCCGCGCUCCCCUCAGGGCUGGCGGCCGUGAGGCCCCCCGGUGCCGGCGGUGGAACACGGUGUCGCCGGGCCGUGGCGGGCUCUGGUGGCGCUUGUUCCGUGCGGGAGGGCUCGUCCUGCCGUGCCGGGGGUUCCUCCUGCCGUGCCGGGGGCUUGUCGUGUCCCUCGGAGUGCAGCUGCUGCCGUGACGUGCUCCGAAGAAGAAGCGGCAGAAUUGAGCGCGCAGUUUUAGUGCUUGUGAACACCCGCGUGUCCUGCGAAGAAGUUGUUCUAGGAUAUUUUUAACCUGGGGUUCUGCGGUUGCCAAAAUAAUAGGUAAUAAUGUGAAAAAAUUGCAGAAAUUUGCUUCUACAGUGAACAUGUGGGUCUUUGAGGAGAAUAUUAAUGGGAGAAAACUGACAGAUAUCAUAAAUAAUGACCAUGAAAAUGUGAAGUAUCUCCCUGGAUGCAAGCUUCCAGAUAAUGUGGUUGCUGUCCCAAACCUUCGUGAAGCGGUACAGGGUGCAGACUUGCUGGUUUUUGUCAUUCCUCAUCAGUUCAUCCAUAAAGUCUGCGAUGAAAUCACAGGACAAGUACCCAGGAAAGCGCUUGGCAUAACUCUCAUAAAGGGAAUAGAUGAAGGCCCGGAGGGACUCAAACUGAUCUCUGACAUUAUUCGAGAGAAGAUGGGAAUAGACAUCAGUGUGCUGAUGGGAGCUAACAUUGCCAGUGAGGUGGCAGCAGAGAAAUUCUGUGAAACCACAAUAGGCUGUAAAAUCUUGGAAAAUGGCCUUCUCUUCAAAGAACUCCUACAGACUCCAAACUUCCGAAUAACUGUAGUAGACGAUGCAGAUGCAGUUGAGCUGUGUGGUGCUCUGAAGAAUAUAGUAGCAGUAGGAGCUGGUUUCUGUGAUGGCCUUUGCUACGGAGACAAUACCAAAGCUGCUGUUAUUCGCCUUGGCCUAAUGGAGAUGAUCGCCUUUGCCAAAUUUUUUUGCAAAGGACCAGUUUCUACUGCCACUUUCCUGGAGAGCUGUGGCAUUGCUGAUCUCAUCACAACGUGUUAUGGUGGCCGGAAUCGACGUGUAGCAGAAGCAUUCGUUAAAACUGGAAAGUCUAUUGAAGAAUUGGAGAAAGAAAUGUUGAAUGGUCAGAAACUCCAAGGACCACAGACUUCUGCAGAAGUGUAUCGCAUCCUGAAGCAGAAAGAAAUGCUGGACAAGUUUCCGCUCUUCACAGCUGUGUAUCAAAUCUGCUAUGAAGGGAGACCUGCUGAAGAGAUAAUAUCCUGCCUUCAAAGUCAUCCAGAGCACAACUAAAAUCCAUCAGGCUGUUACACUAAUGCAGCUUUCUGCCUUUCGAAUUCAUAUCUGGGUUCAAGUGGAUGUAGCUAUCAUUAAGCUUUGUUCAAAGCUGCUCUUAGGCAACAGGAACAUGAAUGUCUCUGAGUGGGUGUUGGUGUUUGUUACCUGGCUUGGUUUGACACAGCAUGCGGUGUUGGCUUGGUGAUUGUCCUUUUACUGGCUAAAAUGCAACUCUUUUAAGAUACACAAUGCAAAAGUUGCACUACAUGCCUGGUAUAUAUCCACAAGUGUACUUUGAGUUUGCUCCUACACCAUAAAACACAAUGCUUUGUUGUCUCUUGUUAAAGCCUAAUCCAAAAUCCGCUGGACACUGUGGAAAGAAUCCCAGUGGUUUUGAUCAGAAUCAAGCCUGUAACCUUAAAGUAUUAGAAAUAUAUCUGUUAGAACUUUGUUUUAGUCUGCAUCCACAAUUAAAUGUUAACAUUUUGCAUGCUUAUUGCUAUGUUAAUUUAAGCAAUGUUAAUGCAAAACAAGUUGUAGCAGUUAUUCAGGGGGCUACAGGGAUAUUUCAAUGAACUCUAGUGAAGAAUAUUUUGAUUUUUCAGUCGUUGAAAUUGUCAGGCUGCUUUGAAACCAAUUUCUAAGUGAAUUUAAAGUUUUUAAUUACACUGUUUUAAAGGGAAUAUUCUAGAGGGGGAUCACUGUCUCCCCUUCUGUUUUUUAAUCCUUGAAUUUUUUGUAUUUCCCUUUCUCCCUUACUGUUCUUCAGUGUUUGGCUCUUGUAGAAUCCAAUUUCCCGAAGCAAGUCAGAGGUGUUGACCUGGGGGUUCUGAACCCUAGAGCCUACAGUUCAUUUUCUUGUUUUACCUGUGGUUGUUCUUCACUGGUAUUGUUGGUUGAGUGGUGAAGAAAACCGUUGGGUAUCCACUGCUCCAAGUUGUUCUGCUGUAUUUUUAGCUUAGCUGCAAAGUGUUGGGCUCCCCCCAACACUCCAAGGAAUGUCAGGGGAAUUCCCUGGUACAGCACAUGCCUGUAUCGUCAGAAGGUUUGUGUGCCAGUACGAUGACUGCAUUCAUUUCUGUGCCUGCCAGUGACUGGCACGUCCACUGGGCUGUAGUCCUGAUCCAGCCUGCCCAGUUCUGGAGUCACUCUUUCACUGGACAAAACUUUUAUGGGUGCUGAAUUAAAUCCUUUACAACUAAUCUCCCAGAAAGCUUCUCAAAGGCAUCCAUCUCUUUUAUUCCCCAGGAUAUCAAGUAGGUUUUUUUCAAGAGCCUUUAUUUUAUCAGGGAGAUUAAUUUUAUUUUUUAAUGGAAAAUCUGUGAUUUUAUGGAAUUUAAAGGGGGACGUUGGUUUGGUUGAUUUUUUUAAGAUUGAUGCAAGAGAAAAUAAGUAAAAUCUCUUUUGCUUUUCUUGUAUACAAAAGUGUGGGGGGUUUUGUGAAAUAUAUGCUAGGCACAUUAAGAGUGGACUCCUUCUUCCAACUGGGAGACAAGGGUUGGCAUUAGAAUUUAUAAACAAGACUGCCCAUCUGUUCUAAAUAUCCAUGCCUAACAUCUGAGCAAUUGUUCUGUUGUUCACUGUUGUUCACUGUUGUUCACUGUUCUCAAUGGUGGUUUCUAGAACAGAAAUCAUGAGCACACACCCAUCCUCAAACUUUAGGUUGUCAUUCAAAAUUUGCUAAAACAAAGAGGAUCCCUGGGAAUAAUUGUCAUGCUUGCAUAUGGAUUACUCUGAAAUAAGGAGGCUUUGGGGCAGCUUUAUGUAGACAGGAAGACCCUUCCACAUUUUUUUGUGCUCCUGUAUUGUUUUAAAUUAAUAUUUGGAAAAUCUCAUGAAUGUCCUCAGAUAUUCAGGGAUGUGAAAAGUUAUUUUGCCUUACUUCUGAUUUAGUGCUAAAUAUAAAAGAUGUCUGGAAGUUAAGUGACAUCAGACAUUUGUGGCCAUUGGGAACAUCACUGGUAGAGCUGACUUGGAGCAAGCACUCUCCUUAGACAUUUAUAAAAGGAAACCUUGUUUUAAGGUUGGAAGCACUGUUAUGUUAACGCACACAUGGAGCAUACACUCCUCAUUACUUCAUAACUUUCAGUGUGUUUGCUUAUGCUUUGUUUUGUUCUAUUUUUUAAUACCAAAUUGGUGGCUUUUUCUUUGUAUGUGUACAUGAUAUACAUUAUAUAUAUAAACUUUUUUUUUUUACAUGCAGUAUGUAGGACAGUAGCAUUUUGUAAGAUACAUAAAGGGCUAUAUGAGCUAAAUGUGGUAAAUUAAUAUAUAUUUUUAAAUUAUUUCUUUAUUAUUCCAAUACUUCUUCUACCACUGAAACUCCCAAAUCUUAAUUGUUCUUGUUUUGUAGAGAAGCCUAUAUUCUAAGGCAAAUCCAGAGAAAAGGUUUUUAUGGAAUUCUUUCCUCCAGUCUGUAACGAUAUUCUUUUUUUCAGACAAAAAGUGAGGUUUCAGUAACUAAAAUAACUAAAAUAGUUUGUUUAAAUUUCUAUUGAUAGUUCACUAUUUUCAUUUGCUUUCCAGUGCUGGAGAAUACUCAGCUUGAUACUAGGUAUUUUACCCCCACUAGUAUUUACUGCUCAUUAAAACACUUUGACAUGGUACUGGAACUGAAUGAUUAGAAGCCUGCUCUGCAAACACUCUGUUUUGCCUAGUACUGGGAUAGUCUUACUGAAAACAGCAACUCCUGUGUAAGGGGGUCGUAAAUUUAAUAAUUUAAAUUAAUAAUUCUUGGUAACUAAUUCUUGGUUUAUGAACUUUGCCGAGGAAGACAUUACAUUCUAACGAUACUCAAUUUGCCCUCGUCAUAUGUACUGAUUUUGUUUAGGGAUGUUGAAUGUAUACCUGUUUGAAGAGUUAGUACAAAUAAACAUUUUUUGUCUUGGGAAUCA